AUGGAAAAAUCGUACCAGGACACCCCUCGGUCAUGGGCAAUAGCUGUGGCGUGUGCCUGGAAUUUCUUCUGGCUGACCAUCGUCAAUCGGUCGGCGGGAGUGAUGUUCAUCUGCUACCAACAGGAAUUCGGCAUUAAUCGUCAGGAAGCAUCAUGGGCGUUCAGCCUCAUGGAUACAGUGAGCAGCUUCAGUGUGAUAUUCUGUAGCAUACUUUACCGAUAUGUGGACACGCGUCCGAUCUCGGCGAUGGGUGUCCUCCUUGUGGCGAUGGGAUACUUCUUCUGCUGCCUGAUCUACGACGUGAUAAUGGUUACGAUAGUGCUGGGCGUUAUUGUCGGCCUCGGUCAAGGAAUGAUGUAUUUUUCCAACGCCAUCAUAAUCAACCAGUAUUUCCUGAAGAACCGCGUCUCCGGCAACGGUAUAUAUUUCGCCGGAGGAACGCUGGGCUCCUUUUUCGUGCCUCCAGUUCUAUUCAAGGUUGUUCAAUGGUGCGGACUGCGAUACACAUUCUUAAUUCUCGGCGCAUUGGCGUUGAACGGCUGGGCGGCUUCCAUCCUACUCAAGAGUCCCCUAAAAAUGAUGAAAGAGAGACAAAAAACCAAAGAGAAAGCUCUGGAGAACGCUCGACCACCCACACCCGAGGAAAUAAAGAACAUGCCACCGCCACCACCGCCGUAUGAAGAGAAUCCCCAGAAAUCGCCACUGGGCAAAGCGGCGCCCGAGGAGAAUACAUACGUCAUCGAAAGCAAUGGCACCGUGGAGAAACUUUAUAGCUUCGCGGCACAAUUCGACUUCCUCCUGAAGCCCAUCUACGCGAUGAUCGUUCUCUCCGGUAUCGGGUUCUCGUUCUCUUUCGUCAUUUACCCCGUCACGGCUGUGGAUUUCGUCUCGGAGAAAGGUUAUUCGAGCAACACAGCUGCUCUGAUUUUAACGACGUUCUCGAUUGGCGACAUCUCGGGUCGACUGCUCAUCGGGUCCAUCAGUGAUCGACGGUACAUGGGACGUGAUACGAUGAUGGCGGCAAUAUAUUUCGUUUGGUCUCUCGGCUGGUUCAUCUUUCCUCUGUGCAACAAAUUCGAGCAUCUCGUGCCGGCCUCCGUCCUACUUGGCUUCGGCAUCGGCUGUGGGACUCCUCUUUACACUGUCCUCCUGGCCGACUAUCUCGGAAUCGAGAAAAUGCCCCUCACGUUUGGAGUAUACAGAAUGCUCCUUGGAACCGCUUCUCUGGCCCGACCCUUUUGUAUCGGGUUUUUCCGGGACACAAUGAAGUCGUACAAGGCGAUGUACUUCACCCUUGGGAGCUACACGUUCCUCAUAGCCUGUAUGUGGCUCAUAACUGCGACCAUCACCAGAGUUCGCUCGAGACCAUCCGAAGUGCGAUUAACGACACACUCGGGAAGCGGGAGGAGUGAUCCUGCCAGAUGGUAA
Galendromus occidentalis (western predatory mite) is the source of this 1428-nucleotide messenger RNA. Its product is annotated as monocarboxylate transporter 7. Bases 1 to 1428 code for a protein of 475 amino acids. NCBI's taxonomy places the organism in Eukaryota, Metazoa, Arthropoda, Arachnida, Mesostigmata, Phytoseiidae. The record is from RefSeq and is a predicted model, not a curated record. The transcript is spliced from 7 exons. Gene Ontology annotation, molecular function: monocarboxylic acid transmembrane transporter activity. Gene Ontology annotation, biological process: transmembrane transport.